Messenger RNA from Folsomia candida, 933 nucleotides. Its product is annotated as glutathione S-transferase Mu 1. The coding region runs from base 120 to 803 and encodes 227 amino acids. Lineage: Eukaryota; Metazoa; Arthropoda; Collembola; Entomobryomorpha; Isotomidae. The transcript has 3 exons. Gene Ontology annotation, molecular function: glutathione transferase activity. Gene Ontology annotation, biological process: glutathione metabolic process. The record is from RefSeq and is a predicted model, not a curated record.
UGGCAACAACUAGAUGCAUCCAAGUAAUAUUUGUAUCACAUUUACUUGCAGUCAUUAAUUGCCAUUUUCUUCAUCUUGAGUGACCACCCCAACUCUGUCGGAUUAAAUUGUAAGCAACAAUGAGCAAGACAAUGGAGUUGGGAUAUUGGAGAUACAGAGGGUUGGCGCACCCUCUACGUUUCGUUCUUCAAUAUUUGGGAGUGCCCUACACGGAGAAGAACUACUUUCUUCCCGAGGGGGGUGUGACGAAGGAGACGUGGGCGGGGGGCGAGAGGGCAAAGAUAAGGGCCACCUACCCACCAGGUCUCCCUUUCCCCAACGUCCCGUAUUUGGUGGACGGUGACCUUCACGUGUCCGAGUCCAAGGCCAUCAUGCGCUACAUUGCUCGCACCUACGGACCGCAGCUCUUGGGAACCACGCCCCUAAUUCAAGUCAGGGUCGACAUGCUCGAGAGUUUCCUUUAUGACUUUUGGUACAUGGAAUUUGCUCAUCGAGUUUACGAGAAUACGCCGGACGCGAUUGCCCAGUUCAAUGCCGUUCACCCAGAAAAGCUUGGCCACAUCUCUCGCUAUGUGGGCGAUAACACUUGGGCAGCCGGGUCAGAACUGACCGUGGUUGACUUUUGGCUGUGUGAAUUUCUGGAGCACUUGACCAUAUACGAUGUCAACCUUCUCGCCCCAUUCCCCAACCUGCAGCGACUGAGGGACAACUUCCAACAGCUGCCAGCCAUUGCGGCAUACAGGAAGAGUGGAGACUUUAUCCAGACACCCUGCUAUUCCCCCAGAGCCAACCUCAAACUCUGAGUAUGGAGUAGGGCGACAACUUUACCCUCGUCCUCCUCAAAAUAAUUGGAGCAAAAUAAUUAGAAAUUGGAUACCUUCUUAAAACUAAAAUAAAGUAAAGGGCCAGGGAAUGGUUGGUUACAAAAUAUAA